Molecule: messenger RNA, 339 nt
Organism: Knipowitschia caucasica
Lineage: Eukaryota; Metazoa; Chordata; Actinopteri; Gobiiformes; Gobiidae
Source: the annotation of a GenBank genome assembly
AUGCAGAGGUCGGCCGUCCCCUCGGACGCCGUGCCCUCCGGCUGGGCCUGUGGAGCCGUCAGAGCUUUGUCCAGAUCCAGGCGCUCCAUCAGGAGGUGGAGCAAAGACCAGUCCAGCUCCAGUCCGUCCCAGAAAGAGUACCCCACCAGUUCAACCCGGAGGAACGAGUACCCCACCAGUCAGCCCCGGAGGAACGAGUACCCCACCAGUCAGCCCCGGAGGAACGAGUACCCCACCAGUCAGCCCCGGAGGAACGAGUACCCCACCAGUCAGCCCCGGAGGAACGAGUACCCCACCAGUCCGACUCGGGGAGAGGCGUUCUUCACUGACAGGUACUGA